GCGGCGUCAACGCCGGCAGCGGCAUUUUACGGCCUCGCGUACGUGAUAAUGCGGUGUCACGAUGCGCGCUCGCGACAAGUUUAGCCCGCUCGAUCGUUGUCCGCCCGUGCCGUUCCGAGAGAGCUCGUUUCACUUCCAUAUUGAGCGAAUUCGCGCGCGAAUCGUCCGCCCGUCACGAUAAAAUGCCUUGGGGUGUCGAUAAUGAAUAUCCGUUGGACGCGCGGACACUGAUGUGGCCGCGGUGACGAUGCGGGCGGGAGGAUCGUGCGUAAUCUGGGCGUAUCAGAUUGUGUGCAGUGUUUUGCUAUCUGAAUGGACAAUAAGGUAGACGUUUCUGAAAGUGAAAAUCUUUCAAUGAUUGUUGGUACUCCUGGAAUUUUUCAUCUGCCUGACGUUCCAGAAAUAUCGGAGGUAUUGGAAUCAACUGGUCUUAGCCCCUUAACUUCUUCCUUAGAUCAGACUCUUACACUGCAAGAAGAUAAAGUUCUUUCAUCGGAAGUUAACAUGGGUAUUGAGGAUACAUGGACUGAAGCUAACAGUUCGACGUCAGACUAUGCGAUUCCUCUUCCUCCACCACCUGGGUUGAAUGAUUUCUCGGAUGUUGGAGCAGAUUCCAUUGGUGAUUCAGGAACUGGCAUAGAACAUGGUCCAUUUUUGCCACCUGGCACUCCAGCACUUAACAAUCUCUUUGCAGAGACUGGAGAUUCACAUGAUGACUCACCAAUGGAGGUGGUAGUUUUGCCUGCGGGUGUGUGUGGUCUUCGCAAUCUGGGUAAUACCUGUUUUAUGGCAGCUGGACUACAAUGUUUGACUGCAACACCACCUGUUCUCCAACAUUUUUUGGACUUGCAGCAUAGAGGGGAGAAAUUGCCACCACCUGGGUCACUAAUGGCACAUUUCAGUGUGCUCCUCGGGAAGAUGUGGUCUGGCAGAUAUAGCGUACUCAGACCAACAGAGUUCAAGCAGACCUUAGGAGCCUAUCAUUCGCAAUUUAAGGAUUACAGGCAGCACGAUUGUCAAGAAUUUCUGGCGCUUUUGCUGGAUUCCCUUCACGAACAAAUGAAUACGGCAAAGUGUGCCAAGAACUGUCAAGUUCCAUUAUCCACAACCACUGCCAACUCUUUUAACUCUAUCGAAAAUUCGAGCGGAAAGGCCCUUUCUCCCGUCACUGCCACAGCCAAUCUCAAUUGUAACCCGGGUCUUUUAGAGAUAGACGAUUGUUCGUCGCCAGAUUGUCCAAACAGCCCCAACGUGACUAUGGCCGGUUCACCGAGAGAUUUUGAUUCGUCGAUCGGAGAACUCGACAGUAUCACGAAUUCACCGCGAGGUUCACCGUUAAAUUGCGAGGACGACGAAGAAACGCUCGAUUCGGACGAAACGGUCGAGGCGCGUUCAAGCACUUUUAUUCACAAUAAAGUGAACGAGGAGAGCGCGAACGAAAUCGCUCCAACGCGAUCUCUGAGAUUGGACACGUUAAUUGAACUGUCGAAAAGUGUGCCGCAGUAUGGUGACUUGUACGACAUUCACAAAGAGGCUAAGACCAGUAAUGCCAAUUUCUUAGUGACGCAACAAGAAUGCAAUAACGAGAUCCACUACGAUUCGCAGAAAUUUCCCAAGGACAAUGUGCGCAGAAUGCCGUUAGAUAAUUCGAAUUUAAUGGAGAAUCAUGACUUCGAUAACAAGAGCGUCAGCAUCAAACGCAUCAAGGAGGUGAACGUACAGAAAGUGAACGGCAGCCUCGACCAUGCGUCAAGCGGCUCCGAUAUCGAGUACGACAGUGGCCUGGAAAAGUGUAACGUGAAGCGCAUGAGACUGGACGAUCAGGAGAAGAAUCACAAGCGCGACGGUCUCGGCAACGACAGCACCCAGUGUUCGCGGAUCCCGCAGAAUUAUGGGAACGGCGCGAUUGCCGCUCAGGAUGAGAUCGAGGCGGACAAACACUGGGUGAAGCACCUGCGAUCGAAUAGGAGCAUCAUCGUCGAUACCUUCCAAGGCCAGUUCAAGAGUACGGUCGUGUGCUCGGUUUGCAAUCACGUUUCCGUUACGUAUGAACCUUUCAUGUAUCUGUCGGUGCCGCUACCUCACGCGAUGGAGAGGCAGUUGAGUGUCACGUAUGUCCCAGUGAACGGCGAACAGCCCGUAAGAUGCGUAGUUUCUUUGAACAAACAGUCACGAAUUGGAAAAUUGAAGGAGGAGUUGUUGAAAACACUCGGCAAGGAAGACAUCUCGGUUACGAAUAUCGCACUCGCGGAGGUCUUAGAGAAUCACAUAGCGAAGAUUCUGGAUGACAAUACACUCUUGAGACACGUGAAUGAUACGAAUCGAUCGAUAUACGCCUUUGAACUCACGGAACCUCCCGAUGCGUACACUACAGUGUCCGACGGCGGUGGGGAACGUGCAACGGAGACAGAGGCCUGCCAGAGAUGCACGAUCACGGGCGAAGAAGUGCCGUGUAUGAUCUGCCUCGAGGAGCUGGACGGCGAUUUGAAGAGGCACAGCGGAAACAGCUGUAACUUCAUCAUGUGCGAUCCGUGUAUCGAGAAUUACUUCAAGAAUCAAACGGAGCCUCAGACAUGUCCGAUGUGUUCCACGUACAUGACAGCCUCGUCGUUCACAAAGAUAGACCAGACCGGCCGACCGAGGCCCACCGUGCGCAUUCUAAAUGUACCUUUGGUGCUGAGGCACGACACGACGAACGAGACGACGAACAAUCGCAAAGGCACGAAGCUCUUCGGCUAUCCGCAUCUGAUACGGCUCCCUUCGCGAGUGAACGCACGGGACUUGUACGAUAUCGUGAAGAAAAAUGUGUCGCAUGAAGGACAAUACACGAUUCACUUCGUCGACGGGCAGGGUCAUCAUUGUUCGCGGUGUAUGUAUACCGCGCACUGUACAGGAUGCAGCGUGCCGGAAACAGGAAUGGUCGCCUUACAGAACGGUGAUACGCUCGCGGUUCGAUGUACCGAGCACGUCCCUAAGAUUCUGCAUCCCAUCGAUCACAUCAGCGUCAGUAAGCAACGGCCGCAUCACCCACUGUCUCUUUACGAUUGUCUUCAAGCGUUCAGUCAAAGCGAAACUCUAGACGAACACAAUCCUUGGUUUUGUCCGAAAUGUGGGCGUAAUCAGUGUGCCACGAAAACUCUUACAGUACAUCGAUAUCCCAAGUUCCUCAUUGUAUAUCUCAAAAGGUUCGUGUUUUAUGAAUGUACGAGUAUGAAGCUAGACGACAAAGUCACAUUCCCUCUGGUGGGUCUGAGUGUAGGACGUCACCUAUAUGAUCUCUACGCUUGCGUGUGUCACUUCGGAGGUGUUUCUGCGGGUCACUAUACGGCAUACGCGAAGAAUCCUCGCACAGACGUGUGGUAUUAUUACAAUGACGAGAUCACGAGCAGGCAGAAACCACAGGAUGAGGAUUUCAGCAAUGCGUACAUAUUGUUUUAUAGCCGACAGGGGACCAACUUGAAACCGUGCAAUAUAUAACAAGUGAUGUAUUUAACCUGAUAGGACGGGAAAGAACACGUUGAGAUUGUGGUGUGUGUGUGUGAGAGAGAGAGAGAGAGAGAGAGAGAGAGAGAGAGAGAGAGAGAGAGAGAGAGAGAGAGAGAGAGAGAGAGAGAGAGAGAGAGAGGCAUUAAUCAUCGGGUGACUGGAGACGAAGAGGUGGAUGUCGAGAAGAGAUUGACGUUCGCGUUCUUCCACGUACUUUUCUGCUAUGACGUUUUAUUCACGUCAUUCUUUCAUACGUUUUAAACGUAUAUACCUUAAUCUUACCCGUUGGUUUACACGAUUUCCUGUAUCUACCCUAUAUCUGCCUCCGCUAGAGCUAUUUUUGAAAAGUGCAAUAAGAUGCGCCUUCGUUUCGCGCGUAUCGAGAUUGCUCUUUGAAUUGCGUCGAAUAUCAAAUACUUAUCACCUAUGUGUUUCUUUGGCGAUCGUUGUGCGAUUUCUCGAUGAAGGACGAACGUGAAUCGCGAACGAUACCCUACCCUACCGGUGACGUCCUGGGCUAAAACAAACUUUUAGGUCUGAUUUAAUUCAUGGAUUCUGAGAGAAAGCGAAUGUUAUUUGUACUGCAUAUUGUAAACGUAUGUCGACUUUGUACAGUAGAUGGUUAAAUGUAGACUCAAGAAUUCUAAACAUUACGUAAUUUAUAUUAGUGAAUAAAGGUGAACGUCACAUACUCUAA
Messenger RNA from Harpegnathos saltator (Jerdon's jumping ant), 4183 nucleotides. RefSeq names its product ubiquitin carboxyl-terminal hydrolase 32. The record is from RefSeq and is a predicted model, not a curated record. The transcript is spliced from 13 exons. Gene Ontology annotation, biological process: protein deubiquitination. The coding region runs from base 313 to 3477 and encodes 1054 amino acids. NCBI's taxonomy places the organism in Eukaryota, Metazoa, Arthropoda, Insecta, Hymenoptera, Formicidae. Gene Ontology annotation, molecular function: cysteine-type deubiquitinase activity.